AUGGCAUAUGUAGCUGUGCCAUACGUCCCGGGACUCAGUGAAAAACUAGAGAAAAUUCUGAGAAAACACGACACAAAACUUGCUUUCAAGCCAAAAGAUAAAAUAAAAAACAGAAUUUUCUCCAAACUGAAAGACCCGAUCCCACCAGGGAAACAGAAGAACGUGGUGUAUUCGAUUCCGUGUGGAACAGGCGAUGGCAAAACGUAUGUAGGACAAACGGGGAGAAGGCUGGAAACGAGAGUAGCGGAGCACAAGAACGACGCGAAGAAAAAAGAUGCGAGAACUGGUUUAGCCCAACACACAUUGCAAGAAGGACACAUCUUCGAUUUCGACAACACCCGGAUACUGGAACGAAUCGAAAACCAGGAGAGCAGACUAACUGCAGAGAUGUUUCACAUCAAAAUUCUCAGCGAGGAAAAAACGGUGAACCUACAAAGAGAAUGUGGAACGUUCUGCACAACAUACGACGGUCUGGUCACCAAGCUUCGACAGUGUUUGAGAUGCGUGAUAUAA
Messenger RNA from Topomyia yanbarensis, 513 nucleotides. RefSeq lists its product as uncharacterized. The record is from RefSeq and is a predicted model, not a curated record. The transcript has a single exon. Bases 1 to 513 code for a protein of 170 amino acids. NCBI's taxonomy places the organism in Eukaryota, Metazoa, Arthropoda, Insecta, Diptera, Culicidae.